This is a messenger RNA of Cercopithifilaria johnstoni, 1194 nucleotides long. Lineage: Eukaryota; Metazoa; Nematoda; Chromadorea; Rhabditida; Onchocercidae. The record is from the annotation of a GenBank genome assembly.
AUGCGUUUUCGAGAAUUUUGGGAAGGCUGUCGGGAAGAUCUUGUAAAUGGAUGGCGAAUACUUGCUGAUAAAUCAGCAGUGAAAUUCGAAUUUCCAAUAAAUUGUCCAAUCGAAGUACGUGAGCUUGUUGGCCCGGAACGAUUCAAUGCACAGGAUCCGAAAUUUAUGAUGCCAUUUUUCUGGAACAAAGAUCCGGUGCCAGCAUCUCGUUCCUGGGGUAUUGUUGUUUGCGCAAUUGAAUGGUGCUUUGGUAUCAUAUUUUUGCUACUUUAUUCCUUACAUUAUAUCAUAGUAUUUUUUGCUGUCGACGAAAGAACUAUUGCAGCUUUUUUAUGUUUCAUUACUCUGUUACAGCUUAGUAUAUUUUUUAGUGCAAAGGUUCUAUUCGUAAUUGCUAUUUUAGAAAAGCAUGUCUAUUUACUCAGGCAACAAUUGAUAUUUCAAUAUGUCACUUGUGUUUUUCUUUUACUUAAUGCAACAUUUACUUUUGCGGCUGAUAUGGGUGGAUAUAAUGAGGAAUAUUUAUUUGGCCGAAAUGAUUCAUUCCUAAUCCGUACUGCAGCAAUUAUUUCUGUCAUUUUCAUCUUUGUUGAGCUUUAUUUACGCUUAAUGACAAAAGCGGUUUAUACGUUUAUCAGUGAAACAAAACGAUUUAGAAUUGCAAUAGAUAAUUCAAGAUGGCGUUACCGUAAACGCGUAUACUUUUCCUAUUGUUCCAUUAUGCAAGAAAGCUUAUCUUCUUCAGCUAAAGCACAAAAUAUUCCAAAAGUAAAAGAUACAUCGGAUAGAAUACGCAAAUUAACUUUACCAACAAUGAGCAAUAAUAAAACGGACAGAUAUGAAAUUGUUAAUGAAAUAUGCCAAACUACUGGUGAACCGGAACUUUUCCGAAGCCCAAAACAGAUUCGUUAUAAUUGGCGUACUUCACGUAUUCCACGUCAACGACAACGAGUGAUUAAACGAAGACAAAAUCGUUCACGUAUUAAUCAAGCUGGUGUAGCUCUAUUGGAAGGCAAUAGCAACAGUGCAGGAGUGAUGUUUUACAUUGGUAUGCAACUGAAUUCGAAAUAUCUUCAAAGGCUUCUUAAAGGUAACUCGGAAACUGUCACCGUCCCGUUAAUUUAUUCCAAUCAACAUCGUCAGCAUCAGCAGAAUCGGCAACGAUGGUGUCAACCAUCUAAUGAUAACAGUUGA